Messenger RNA from Ilex paraguariensis (yerba mate), 356 nucleotides. NCBI's taxonomy places the organism in Eukaryota, Viridiplantae, Streptophyta, Magnoliopsida, Aquifoliales, Aquifoliaceae. The record is from the annotation of a GenBank genome assembly.
AAGGACAAACGUGGGAUUGGCAUAAUGCCACACCUAAUCUUGAAAGCUCUUUAGAUGUUGCAGACGAUAUAGCCGUAAAUGCUAGUAAACAAACUAGUGAAAUAUUGGAGGGAGGCAGUACUGAUACAGUUGAUCAGCCACACAUGGGCACCACAUCUGCAGCACAAGCGGGUGCCACCUGUGACACGUCUGCAGCACAGGUGGGUAUGUUGACACCUCUUUCCAACGCAACACCACCACCUCUGAACACUGAAGAUCAACCACGUACCUCACGCAAACGACUAGCAUGGCGGCCAGCCAGGUUGAUGGAUUAUGUGAGUGGAGAUGAGUUAUUAGAUGAUGACCCCUUUGCAUAA